UGGGUCGUGGAGAGGGAGCGGAGGGAAUUGUUUGGGCUAAUUUGUGCGUGGCUGGAGAACGCUGUUGUGACUCUGUCGCGGUGCUUUGUGCAACGCUGUCUUCACCAAUCAACAAAUAUCGUUUCACCAGCGAUUGUGCAGCGUUUACGACGUCGAACCGACGGAGACCGUUCGGAGUUCUGGCGCAAACAGGGAACAUGACAACCCGGCCUGCGGCGCCACCAUCGUUUCUCCGCGUUGAGCCGAAGGGAAGACGAGCAGACGCAUCGGUUUGUGGUUAAAAGCCUCGUAACAAGUGACGAGGACGACGUCGAAUGUCCCUACACGUUAAACAAACCGUUCGAAAUGAUGUACGUCGGUUAGACCGGCACAUUUCGACGGAAGCGCGGUAGCGCGUCUCCCGGCCAUCCGCCUCGACAACAAGGCUUGGCUCUCGGAGCAGGUAGCUCUCUCGGUGUUGAGGCUCACUCCCGAGUCCAAACCGAAGAUGCUUUCCAGGCGUGGUGCAUUUUUCGGUGCUCAGUGUGGAACAAGAAUGGCUGUGAUUUCGGAUACACGGACGUUUCGGACUCUUACUAGCAUCCAGCGGUGCGUUCCUACCACGGUUCCCAGCCUACUUUGGUGCUUUCUGGUGGUGUCUGCGUCAAUUUCCCUCUGUGAUAGCAGUUGUGAGUUCCCGGUCGGAUGGCAAGGCUUGUGGUUCCAGAAAGGUAACCCAGAACCUAUCACCAUAACAAAGGAUCGUAUAUCUUCGAAAGGAAGGUGCAAGGAAAGGCACGACACCAAAUACCUCAUCGCAGGGCCGACCGAGGAUUGCCUACGCUGUGUCGGAUUCAAUGAUAAAAAUGCUAAUGUGCUCCAGUACAAAGAAACAGCGCAAAUAUGCUCGACACACAAGACGUUGGAGGAGGUCUGCAACGAGUUCACCGGUGACGCCCUGCUCUACUCCAUGUUCCGAGUGAACGCUCAGCCCGUCCCAUGCCCGUUCCAUGGGCCCCUGGACUUCUCCUAUUCCCGUGGGCACGCCGAGUGUGCCGAUCCCGUUUCUACCAUCAACUCUUGCACUGAUAACUCCAGGUUGCUCCUGAGGUUUCAGGCGUGCGCCGACGUGCAGGGUUCAGAGAGCAGAGUGGAAACUCUGACGUGCUUGGGCUUUUGGAAAGAAGGCUCCAUGCACUACCUGGUGGGCAAGCUGGACCACCGCAUGGCCAAAACAGACGAGGACAAGUUCCGUUGCUUCGUGUACGAGAAGUCACAGGACCCCAACACAGCAUUUUUGGUAGCACAGUCGGCUGACGCAACUUGCGACGGACUUGUCAGCCCCAAUGAGGGUUCGCGGACCAUGAAGUUAAGGCACAGUGCCCACCCUCCUGGUCAGUGUCAAUUUCCAGAGUGGGCAACGAGUGUGGAACAGUGGGUAGCGCUGGACGGAGAUCGUUCGUACCGGUUCGAUCCCCUGCACUCAAACCUUACUGUGUCAAAUUCAUCCCAGACACUGCUUUUUAAAGUGCUUUGCCAUGAAGAAUUGCUCACACAUGCUGACACGGUGCUGCUAGUCGUGCAUGUCACCAAAGGAUGUGAUAGUGGAUACACGUGUAUGAAGAUGCACAAAAGAGCAUCGCAUGUUAUAGAAAUUCAAUUUGGUCUGCUCACCAGCCAAAGUUCAGAGGCGUGCAGCGGCCACUACGACAGGACGAUGGCGGAGUCUAUUACUCUGUUGCAUAUUCAUCCUCAGAAUGGUGAAUGUCCACUAGCAGGAAAUUUCCUAAUGGAGGGUUCACAGCCUCAAGUAGCACGUUUGGUCUCUGGAGAUCCUGGGGCCUCCUGCCCCGAGCGAUCGAUUUUGAGCGCAGGGUGUGCCAGUGGAGAUCGCCUCGACAUUCACUUGGAUUGCUCUCCCAACAAGGAGGUUCGAAGUUUCCAAUGCCAUGGGAGCUGGGAAGAGAAUGGCACCUACUUUCUGAUUGCCAGCGCAUCACAAAGGCAGUAUUGCAUGGCUUUCUCUGACAAUGGAAAGCAGCUGCACUUUGCGGAGUCCCCCAAGGCUUGUGUGCACAAUGUCCAAAUGGCCAAAGACACCUUUUCAGUUUUCAACCUCACAAGCACAGGCCAGUGCCAAGACGUCAACUCUGGGAGCAGCUACGGGAAGCCUCGCACGCUAGCGUGCAUUCCGUUGCUGGCGAUCUACAGCUUUGUGAGAAAGAUUGUCCACUGAUUAGCGCGAGAAGCACGAGAUCCAACCGUACAACUUUCCUUCAUGGGCACAGAAGCUAGUGCAAGAAAUGAACAACCUCAGCGGGUGAACAUUUUUUUUCUAAUUGGUGCUCGCUAGACUGGGACUGCAAAGCAGCUGUAAAAAAAGAGCAAGGUGUGCGUGGACGUGUGCGGACUUACAUCUCCCCCGUGGAGGACGGGCGUCGGCAGAAAUUCGUGCCACUUUCUUUUUUUCUUUUUUUAGUACUACCACACUUAAGUUGUUUCUGUGUCGUCCGAUCGCACGCAGGAGACUGGCUCCACUUUCUCCGAUGCUUUGAUAGGACCUGUUACACAAUUUGAGUGAAAUAAGCCGCAGGUGCACUCAAAAGUGGCGGUACUCCAAGAUGCAGCUUGCUCCUCCAAAGUUGUUUCCUUUUUCCAAGUAGGAUUUUAUGCCACCAACUGUCAUCUCCGCUUUAGUGGCAGGAUGUGUCGGAUGCGAAUUUGUACAUACGUCUCUUGCUAACACUUGUCAGGCGUUAGGUGCUUUUGGGAGCGGUACAAUUUUAAGUGGUAGUGCGUGACAUACGCAAAAAAUGGUAUAGUAGGAGAAAGGGGCAAGAUUUUUCCACACUUCAGUUCAUUCUUACCCUGCAGCGAGGUGUCAGAAAAUAUUCUCAGGUUCAAAAUUUUUUUUUAAAUUUUACUUUAAGCUUUGUCACAAACUGUUACCGACUCGAUAACGACCCAAGACCAGAACGGUGACCAGUAGCUUUUUUGUUGAACGUUUUUAUUUUCUCGGGCUCUUUUCCUUCCUUUGGGAGUGAGAGAGAGAGUUGUGAGCUUUAUUUAUUUUAGAGCUUUGCCACAUUCGAACACACAUAGAAUGACAUGAGAAGAAGACGACACAGUUUUGUUUUUGGUAUUUUUUACGUAUUUCUUUCUCCAGCUCUGAAUAGCAUAGCAGCUUAUGUAUUGUAGAGCUAUAAUUGAGACACAGUAUUACGUGCAAAGUUCUUACGAAAAUGCCAUCGGCAAUAUUUUUGUUUCACAGUGGUGUAACGAGUUAGUGCUGGGGACAAUGGGUCAGCGCAAAAAAAAAGGCGUUGACUGAACUCCACAGCAGCAUACAACGUUCCACCUGUUCACAGCUCUCAAUUUGCAUUGAAAAUAUUUUCUUAGAUCAUAUGUUGCACUACAAGUGUGCUGUGCGUACAUGUUAUCUCACGUGCUUAGGUAAAACUAAGAGAGCAUUGUUGAAUUGAUUGUUAAAACAUCUCUUCAAAUUUAGCAAUAAACCAAGCAGCAAUUACCAGUUCUGUCGGUAAAGUAACACACACAGUCGACCAGUUUCAUUGUUUCAGCAUUGCAUAGUAGUAUCGCGAAGUACUACUGCAUUUCAAAUUUCAAAUUUUAAACACAUUCGCAUCAAUUGUGUAUCAUUGUAUCAACUUUGUAUCAACAUGUGUAUCAUCACCGGGGUACUGAAGUUCAACCUCGCCGCAAACUUCCAAUACUGCGUUUUGGGUUUCAGUUAUGGAGCAUGCAUAGGGAGCAUGGCAUGUCUGAAGUAUUACCAUGAGUCAUUAAGUGUGCAUAACAGUGACAUUUUCCUUGUUCCUUGUGUCAUUGAGUCAGAGCUGUUCCGAGGUCAUCUUGCGCCUGGGGCAAGGUGACUGCAAGCCACACCCCUCCUCACAAUAGGCAGAUAAUAUUCUGGGUGUAGAAUUUACAUAUGUUCUCUUCACCUUUGGUCUCGACCAACCUGUAAUACCCAAGUCACACAGGGAGUCUCAAUGGUCAUUUGAAGCAACGGCCAUUGGACAUGUGUGGUUGCGCCAUCUAGUGUAUAACGUGUCAAAGUGUCAAGGAGCAUUGGAUCCAUUGCUCCUUGAGAGGUUGACACAUUACACACUGGGUGGCGCUAGUGCACAUGUUCAAUGGCUGUUAGUUUCAAUGACCAUUGAGACUCCCCGUGUGACCCCGAAUAUAAGACAACCUACUCUAGCUGGCUUGAAAAAAAAAAAGAAAAUGAAAUGGGGAAUAGUGAAACAGAAUUAUUCCCAAUUCUAGAGUGAAAAUUCUUUGGGAUCUUGCUUGAUUGCCCAACCUUUCGAGCCCCUGGGAUCCAUGCCGUACGGCGCACCCCCUGGAAAAGGCAUUCAGGGCGGCUUCCCCUCUCGCUCUCACCUCGGAACAGCUCUGAAUUCAGUUCUCUAUUAGGUAAAAAAGUGCCUGUAGCAGCAAUUAUGUUAAAUGUCUCGACAACUGAUAACCACCUUCGUUUAAUGUCACAGAAGACACAUGUGUGACAACUUUUAAGGCUGCAAAGCGCCCCCCCCCCCCUUUCGUUUAGCCAGUUUCUCGUCGACAGUUGAGCAGACAUUGAAGCCCCAAAGAGAGUUUCGAGGCUCGUUUGAAGCCGACGUGGCCGACUUCAUGCCUAGUGUACAGGUAGCUAACAGAAGGUAACAUGUCUUUUCAUGCCCAAAGAUAUUUGUACAUGGUGCUCAAAGCUUGUGGAUGUGAGGAGCGAAUGGCAUGCGGUCUCCUAACGUGUGGCGGGUUUACUUAAGAACUAAGCGUUUGGAGCGGUUUGUAUAAAACUAGCACUAGCUAAGAGCAUUGUUGUUUGUGCAAAAGAGCCAAAUGGUAAGUGGCCAAGUGACCAACUGAUUAGCUCAUAUGUUUCAGUGGCAACCUCCCGGCAACCUCCAUGGGGUUGGGGUGGGUGACAGAUUAAGGUUUCACAUCUCUCCGUAUACGGCCAAAGCCACCCACCUUCAGAAAAAAUAUGUGGAUUACACAAUUAGGAAGUAUCUUGUUGUUUUUUGUUUUUUUUAACACUUGCAGUUAGUAACAGCAUAGAUUAUACUGAGGGCUGGAAAGUCUGUUAGGAUAGUAUGAUAGACAUUUAGAAACGUACAAGACCACCCACUCCACCCACACAUACUGGGGGGCUGCCACUGAUGUGUUUCUAUGCACAGCUGUACAAUCUUUGUUUCUGUUGCGCACCAGGUUACGGAAUACAGGACAGAAUGUUGGGGGUUGCACAGACCACUUUCCGCAGGCAGUAUUUUAUUUUCCUUUUUCUUUCCUCUUAUUUUUAUUUCGCUGGUUGUGCUAACAAUCAAGGGCAUGUUGAAGAAUAGAGGUUGAGUUUUUUUUAUAUAUAUAUCAUUCCAAAUGUUAGUCAAUGUUUUAUGGAGUGUACCUUCUUGAAUGAAAUAAAGCAAGGUUAGAAUUUGCA
Molecule: messenger RNA, 5446 nt
Organism: Ornithodoros turicata
Lineage: Eukaryota; Metazoa; Arthropoda; Arachnida; Ixodida; Argasidae
Exons: 13
Coding region: 488-2215 (575 amino acids)
Biological process (GO): autophagosome-lysosome fusion
Source: RefSeq, a predicted model, not a curated record